Messenger RNA from Aphanomyces invadans, 300 nucleotides. RefSeq lists its product as hypothetical. The transcript is spliced from 2 exons. Lineage: Eukaryota; Oomycota; Saprolegniomycetes; Saprolegniales; Verrucalvaceae. The record is from RefSeq and is a predicted model, not a curated record. Bases 1 to 300 code for a protein of 99 amino acids.
AUGUACGAAAGCAAUGCCGUGUCGGCCACUGCACUGACUUUGGCGCGGUCGGAAUUGUCGAAAGCGAAUGCACUCUUGUGGCAGGACGACAAGCUUACCAAGGACGGUAAGCCGGGGUCGUUGACGGCAAAAGAGCGCAUGUUUUACCAAGGUCGCGUCAAGCAACUCGAAGCUGCGAUCGACUCGUACCACCAGGCCAUCUCCAAGGCCAACUACACGCGUGCAAUUUUGUCUUUCGCUGGGCUCAUUGUGUUCGUGUUGCUCCUCUUCCUGCUCAACCAAAAAGUCCCUAUGUUUUAA